Molecule: messenger RNA, 3792 nt
Organism: Penicillium cinerascens
Lineage: Eukaryota; Fungi; Ascomycota; Eurotiomycetes; Eurotiales; Aspergillaceae
Product: M protein repeat protein
Exons: 3
Coding region: 1-3792 (1263 amino acids)
Biological process (GO): Golgi vesicle transport
Cellular component (GO): Golgi apparatus
Molecular function (GO): small GTPase binding
Source: RefSeq, a predicted model, not a curated record
AUGUCAUCAACCGAAGACCCCGUCCCGGUUGCCGUUGACGCGGAUGUCGAAAUCGCACCCCCGGCUACUCCGGUAGAUUCGACGGUGCUUUCGGGCAGCGAAGAUGCCAGCAAGUCCAGCCCCGAGGCAUCCAAGGAAAACGCCCCAGUGUCUCCGGCCAAAACUGCCACUAGCACCACUUCCGCAUCCAAGCGUCCAGUGUCGAGCUCGACGACCGCGAAACGGCCCACUUCCUCCUCAACGGCCACGUCAAAGACCGCGACCUCGACCACGCGCGGCACAACUUCUUCUACUAGCUCGCUAAGCAAGCCUCCGACUCGCCCAACGGCAACUUCCGCCACUCGGAAGCCUUUGAGCACAUCUACAUCCUCAUCUCAUCGGUCCCGGCCGUCCAUCAGCAGCUCUGCGGAUGAGAAGCCUCAGUCGAUUGCGAGCUCCGGCGACGAAAAGCGUGGGAUCUCGAGCACCGCUAAGCGCAUGUCUAUGGCGGGCACAGCUUCCACUCGCGCCCCUUUGAAAACGUCCUCAACGCUAGACCGCAGAUCGAGCGUCGCUGGCUCAAGUUUGGAGAAGAAGCCGGCUACUAGCACCACCGCAUCCCGUACCGCUACUUCCACUGGCAAACCUGUUGGUCGUCUCACCUCUGCGACUGCGCCCGCCAGUAGGACUGCUACAUCGACUACUGCGACGCGGACUGCGACUCGGCCCUCGACGGCGUCUACUACUACUACUCGACCAACCACUUCAUCGGCGACGGAUCCUAAGAAGCGGUUGAGUACUCUGUCCAGCGCAACCAGACCUGCUGGUGACUCUGAGAAGUUACAGGCUCUCCAGUCCAAGCUUACGGAGAGUGAGGAGACCGUUACCAGCCUCAAGGCCGAGCUCGAAGCCGUCAACGAGAAGCUGAGCAAGCUAUCUGUCUCGGGAGAGGAUGGCGCCAAGAAUGGUGAGGCUACCGAGUCCGCCCGUGCGGAGCAUGCGGCAGAGCUUGAGAAGCUGACUUCUGCCCAUGCGGAUGAGCUUCAAUCCCUACAGGUGCGCCUGGAGGAGGCGGAGUCCCAACGGAAGGAGCUUGAAGAAAAGUCCCAGAGGGAAUUGGAGGAGGCCAAGCAGUCUGCUUCUGCCUCGGGCGAUAACGAGAUGGCUAUCGCUCUUGAAGAACUCAAGGGUACCCAUAAGGCUCAGUUGGAUGCCAUCCAGAAGGAGCUCGCAGAUUACAAGGUUGCGGCUACGGCAUUCGAGGAACAGAUCAACAACCUGAAGUCCGAACUCGAGUCGCAGAAGGCCGGCCAAGAAGAGGAGAAGGCGCUGGCUCUCGAUAGCCUUGAGCGCGAGCUGAAGGGCCGCGAUCAAGUGAUCGAUAAUCUCAACAACGAAUUCCAAAAGAUGAGCACUUCCAAGGAUCAAGAGAUCAACGCCGCCAAGGAAUCUGCCAAUACCUCCAUUUCUGGGUUACAGAUGCAAAUUACUUCGCUGGAAGCCAAGCUUGCCGAGGCCGAGUCUGCUAGUAAGCAGUCGGAGCAGACUACAAGCUCGCUGACCGAGAAGGAGAAGGAGAUUAGCGAUCUCAAGCAGACCCUUGAGAGGCUCCAGGGCGAACUCCAGGAGGCCCGGGAUGGCGCUACUAAUGACCUUAGCUCUAAGGUGAAGGAUCUGGAGGCUUCACACGAAGCCGCAGUUGCGAACCUGAAGGCAGAGCAUGACAGCGCAUUGAGCUCUCUUUCCGCAUCUCACGCCAAGGAGCUUGCUCUCGCCAAGGCUGCCGCCGAGUCGACUGGCACCGAGCACUCCCAGCAGCUCCAGGAGCUUCGCGAGUCGUUGGAUUCUGCCAAGUCCGCCACCCAGGGCGAGCACGAACGUGCUAUUUCGGAACUGAAGGCUGCGCACGAGGCUGAGCUUAAGUCUGUCCAAGAGAAGUUCGAGGCAUCCGAGAAGGCUCUUGCUGAUUAUCGCACCGCACUCGAGGAGGGCAAGGCUUCUGCUCAGGAGGAUGCUAUUAGGGAAAUUGAUGCUCUUCGCCACAAGGUCGAAUCCCUGGAAACCCUGCUGUCGACCGGAUCGGGUGAGAUCAAGGCUCUGCAGCACGAAGUUCAGGCUAAACAAGCCGAGGCUGAGCAGUUGUACAGCAGUUUGAAGGAUGUUGAGAGCCAGUUCAAGUCGAAGGAUGCCCAACAAGAUAGCAAGCUGAAGGAGCAGGAUAGCAAGAUGAAGGCGUUGGAAGACAAGGCCGCUGAAGCUACUCGACUCCUGGACGAGCAGACCGCGCAAGCUACUGUUGUUUCGGAGAAGCAUGCCCAGGAACUGCAGGCCCUGAAGGCCGACCAUGCUACUGAACUUGAGCGCGUCAAGCAGGAGGCUUCUGGUUCCAACCAGGGUGCUCUGGGUGAGCUUCAGCAGAAGCACGACGAUCUGGUUUCCAAGAUCAAGGAGCUCGAGUCUACCCACGCCACUCGAGUUCAGUCGCUUGAGGCCGAGUUGAAGUCGACUUUGGAACGCCAUGCUGGGGAGGUUGCCACUCACACUGAAUCGCGUGAGAAGCAGACCUCUGAGUUGCAAAAGCAUUUCGGUGAGACAGAGGCCAAGUUGCAAGCUGAAAUCGAGGCACUGCGGGCUUCGAGCAAGACCGAGCAGGAAUCUCACGCCAAGCAACUUGUUGAGCUCCAGAAGGGCUUCGAGCAGACCAAGACCAAGCUGCAGAAUGAGCUUCAGGCUAUCCAGACCUCCAAGGCAGCUGACGCUGAUGCCGAACACGGAAAGGCUAUCGAGGAGCUCCUUACCCUCCAGGAGGCCAAGGUGGCUGGGGUGAAAGACCAACUUGAGGCAUCGCACAAUGCCAAGAUCGAUGAACUCACGAAGGCUCACCAAGCUGCUCUAGCUAAUGUCAACGAACAGCUUUCUCAGGCCAAGGCGGCUAAUCUGGAUACGUCUGUACUCGAUGGCUUGAAGGCUACCAUUGCAGAGCUCGAGCAAAAGCUCACCGCUUCGGAGAAGACACAUGCUACGGCUCAAGAAACGGCUGUUUCUGCUUCGCGUGAGCUCCAGGAAAAGCACGCUGCCGAGAUUUCCAGGAUUCAGGCUGCCCACAUCGAGCUCGGCAAGAAGCAUGAUGCCGCCAUCACCCAGGUCGAAGAGCUGCAGAAAUCCGCUGCGACCUCGAGUAGCAGCAAAUCGGAGUUGGACUCUGCCUUGAAGCAGCUUUCUCAAUACCGCGAAGAGUAUGAGGCACUGAAGACGAAGCACACCAAUUCUAGCGAAGAGCUGGAAGAAUAUCGGGCCAACGCCAAGGCCAUGGAAGAGAAACUCGCCGCCGGUGAACGUGACCUUGGUGAGCAAAUUGACAAGAACAUGCAACUGCUCAACCAACUGGGCGACGUCGACGCAGCAAUUUCCGGCAGCCGUCGCCGGGUCCGUGAGCUCGAGGCCGAACUGGCUGCAUUGAAGGCUUCCAACGACAAGAGCUCCUCGUCUGGGCUAGCAGCCAGCAAAUGGGCGUCGGCAGAAGAGGGUGACGAAACUGCUGAAGGGGGAGGUCCAGCCGCAGAAGGUGAGGACCUUGACCUUGGUUCAUCGAUUGAGGGAACGAUGGCAAGCAUUCAGGAACAGAUUAAGCACAUCCGCUCUUCGAAUGACGAGUGGUACGAUGAGCACCGAAAACUCAUCGGCGAAUUGGCCCAACUUUCCCGCCGAGCGACCCCAGACUCCCGAAGCCUCUCAUCUACUCCUCGCCAUGAGCUCACAUCCGCCCCCGAAUCGGAAAAUGGUCGUCAGCUAGAGGUUCCCUCUGCACGGUAA